Molecule: messenger RNA, 2385 nt
Organism: Triticum turgidum subsp. durum (durum wheat)
Lineage: Eukaryota; Viridiplantae; Streptophyta; Magnoliopsida; Poales; Poaceae
Source: the annotation of a GenBank genome assembly
AUGCGCUUCCGACCGCCCAUUCCCCUCCGCCUCCUCCUGCCUCAACUCUGGCGCCGCCCUUCGCCUCCUCUCGCAUAUAUCCCUAGGCCCAUAUCCUCAUAUCCCUCCGCGGCAGCCGUGGCGGCGGCAACGGAUUCCGAGGAGGACGCCGUGGUUGCUAGGGAUCCACGGCUAGCGCCUCAUUUUGUGGGCAGGCCAGGAGGGUCGCCUAGGUUUGGGGAGAGCAAGGCGGAGUCCGUUAGAAAGGCCUCGAUUGCCGCGCGGUUCAAGCUCUGCUAUGAACUGCUGCGGCAGAGGAGGUGGCGGGAGAUGCGGGGCGGCUUGGCGCAGGUGGUCAGCGAACAAGGAUCCGGGUCUGCAGCCAUUCUCUGUGAUAUCUUGUGGAGUGAGUUCAGAGAGUAUGAUUCCAGCGGUGUUGUAUGGGAUGCUCUAGCAAAUAGUUAUGCAAGAACUAAGAUGGUUCAUGAUGCUCUUUACGUUCUCAGUAAAAUGAACAGCCUGAAUAUGCAAAUAUCAGUUUCCACCUAUGAUAGUUUAUUGUAUGGUCUACGGAAGACAGACAUGGCAUUGGAGCUUUUUGAUGAAAUGGAGGCAUAUGGUAUCUCUCACAGCGAAUAUUCACAUAGCAUUCUCAUCGAUGGCCUCUGCAAGCAAAAUAAAGUUGGAGAGGCUUUAUCUUUCCUUCAAGAGGCAAGGGAAGGGGGGACGUUUAGACCAUUGGGAAUGUCCUUUAACACUCUGAUGUCUGCAUUGUGUAACUGGGGAUUUAUUCAGCCUGCAAAAUCAUUUUUAUGUCUGAUGCUGAAGUAUGGAUUAAAGCCUAACAGGUAUACCUAUUCUACUCUUAUACAUGGUCUGUGUAAAGUAGGUUGCCUAGAUGAAGCAGUGGAUCUUCUUGAGAGAGUGACAAAAGAAGGAAUGAAACUCGAGACUGUCACCUACAACAGCCUUAUUAAUGGUUAUCGAUUGCUUGGUUUGACAAGAGAAAUUCCGAAAAUAAUUCAGUUUAUGAGAUACCAAGGGAUUGAACCUGAUCUUGUUACUUAUACCAUACUUAUUGCUGGUCAUUGUGAAGGUGGUGAUGUUGAAGAAGGGAUGAAGAUAAGAAAGGACAUCCUAGACAAAGGGCUGCAGUUGAAUAUUGUCACAUACAGUGUCCUUCUCAAUGCUCUCUUCAAAAAGGGUUUGGUCUAUGAGGUGGAGAACUUACUUGGUGACAUAUAUAGUAUUGGUCUAGAUAUGGAUGUCAUUGCAUAUUCCAUCCUCAUCCACGGCUACUGCAAGCUAGGCGAAAUUGAAAGGGCACUAGAAGUUUGUGAUGUUAUGUGCUGUUCUCAGAAGGUAGUGCCAACCUCACUGAACCAUUUAUCAAUUCUUCUUGGACUUUGCAAGAAAGGACUUCUAGUUGAAGCAAGAUGGUAUUUGGAAAAUGUAGCUAGCAGAUAUCAGCCAGGUGAUGUAAUACUUUAUAAUGUAGUUAUCGAUGGUUAUGCAAAGGUUGGCGAUAUUGGUAAUGCUGUCUGUCUGUAUGAUCAGAUUGUUGUGGCUGGUAUGAAUCCAACCAUUAUCACAUGUAAUUCUCUUCUGUAUGGCUAUUGCAAAUUUGGGGAUUUACACGCUGCAGAGAGCUAUUUCAGGGCUAUUGAGAUAAGUAAUCUGCUGCCAACAGCAGUAACAUACACGACCUUUAUGGAUGCACUCUCUGAAGCUGGAAAAGUUGACACUAUGCUCAGUUUUUUUUAUGAAAUGGUGGGAAAAGGGAUCAAGCCAAAUGCUGUAACUUACAGUGUUGUUAUUAAAGGACUAUGUAAGCAGCUCAGAUUCCGUGAUGCUAUCCAUUUUCUGAACAAUAUGGAUGGAGCCGACCCAAUAACUUACAAUACGCUUAUACAAGGGUUUUGCGAAGCACAGGACAUCCAGAUGGCUUUCUGCAUACAUGACCGUAUGUUAUGCUGUGGUCUAGUGCCCACACCUGUUACUUAUAACUUGCUUAUCAAUGUGCUGUGCUUGAAGGGGAAAGUUAUUCAAGCAGAAAUGCUAUUGGAAUCCCUCAGAGAAAAGGGCAUUGAAUUGAGAAAAUUUGCAUAUACAACAGUAAUCAAAGCUCAGUGUGCAAAAGGAAUGCCUUACGAUGCCAUUUCAUUAGUUGGUAAGCUUAUUGAUGAUGGUUUUGAAGCUUCUAUUGAAGACUUCAGUGCUGCAAUCAAUCGACUUUGCAAAAGGAAAUUUCCUAAAGAAGCCAUCAUGUUCAUUCCGAUUAUGUUAUCUGUUGGUGUUUUCCCGGACAUUCGAGUUUAUUUUGUGCUUGUUAGAGCUCUGCGAAAAAGUAACAUGCUUUGCUAUAUACCCAUAUUGCACGCACUUUCUGUCAAAACUGGUAUAUAG